Messenger RNA from Prunus avium (sweet cherry), 3697 nucleotides. Lineage: Eukaryota; Viridiplantae; Streptophyta; Magnoliopsida; Rosales; Rosaceae. The record is from RefSeq and is a predicted model, not a curated record.
AUGCCAGGGUCAUCUGGAAGAACAAAGAGGAAGAUCAGAUGGAGCAAACUGUAUUCUUUUGCAUGCUUGAGGCCUGUCACUGCUGAGCAUGAUCCUAGCCAGCAGCUUCUUGGUCAGCCGGGAUUUUCGCGGGUGGUCUUCUGCAAUGAGCCUCUGCAACACAAGGCUAAGCCUUACAAGUAUCCCAAGAACUAUGUUUCCACAACUAAGUACAAUGUUGUGACCUUUCUUCCAAAAGCACUUUUCGAGCAGUUUCGGAGGGUUGCCAAUCUUUAUUUUCUGUUAGCAGCUGUGUUAUCCAUCGCUUAUUUGGCUCCUUUUACUCCAAUAAGUUUGAUUGCCCCUUUGGUCUUUGUGGUGGGGGUUAGUAUGAUUAAAGAGGCAGUGGAGGAUUGGCACAGAUUCUUGCAGGAUUUGAAUGUGAACUCAAGAACUGUAAAGGCUCAUGUUGGAGAUGGCAAAUUUAUUGACAAAUCAUGGCAACAGCUUUCUGUAGGAGAUGUUGUUAAGGUUAACAAGAAUGAAUAUUUUCCCAGUGAUCUCCUCUUACUGUCUUCCAGCUAUGAGGAUGGCAUAUGUUAUGUAGAGACCAUGAACCUUGAUGGAGAAACUAACCUGAAAGUUAAAAGAUGCUCAGAAGCCACACUUGGCUUGAUCAAUGAUCAAGCAUUUGGUUUAUUCAGCGCUACUGUUCGCUGUGAGGACCCAAAUCCUCAUCUUUACACCUUUGUGGGGAAUUUAGAGUUGAAAAAUGUAUCAUUUCCCUUGUGCCCUGCCACACUUCUUCUAAGAGAUUCAAAACUUCGGAACACUGAUUAUAUUUAUGGAGUUGUGAUCUUCAGUGGACCUGACUCAAAAGCAGUAAGGAAUUCAACCAGAUCACCAUCUAAGCGUAGUCGGAUUGAAAGAAAGAUGGAUCUUGUUAUUUACCUUCUCUUUACAAUGCUUCUCUUAAUUUCACUGGUCACUGCAUCCGGUUUUGCGUGGUUUCUGAAGUCUGAGAUGGUUAAGUGGUGGUAUCUUUCUCUCGAAGAUGAUGAUCCAUUCUUUAACCCGUCAAAGCCAGAGGUAUCUGGUUUCCUACAAUUCAUAAGGGCCCUUAUUUUGUAUGGCUACUUGAUCCCCAUUUCUCUCUAUGUCUCUAUUGAGGUUGUCAAAGUUUUACAAGCCAUGCUCAUUAACAAGGAUAUAGAAUUGUAUGAUGAAGUUACACAUAAGUCAGUUCAAACCCGGACAUCAAAUUUAAAUGAGGAACUUGGUCAGGUAGGGAUGAUUCUGUCAGAUAAAACAGGAACUUUGACAUGCAACCAGAUGGAAUUUAGGAAAUGCUCUAUUGCUGGAAUUUCAUAUGGGGGUGAUAUAAAUGAAAUCGACCGGGCAGCAUCUAAGCGAAUGAAUGUUGAUGUUGAGUCUUAUCAUUUCAGUAUUGAUGAAUUUGAAACAGCAAGCCGAAGCUGUGAAAUGUUCGAGUUCUCAGUGGGGGACAUUAGCACUGAAAGAGCUGUUCCAGGAGGACAAAGACAUAUGCAGAAUUCGAGUGCAGAAAAUUCAAGAAUCUCUUAUGUGGAGGAAGAAGCUGUCAUCAAGGGUUUCAACUUUGGGGAUGAUAGACUUCUGAACAAAAAGUGGUUUUAUAGGUCCAACUUAUUUGAUGUGACAAUGUUCUUUAGAGUCAUGGCUCUAUGUCACACAGGCAUACCUGUUGAGGAGGAUGAUCAAACUCAUAAGCUAAAGUAUGAGGCAGAAUCACCAGAAGAAGUAUCUUUUUUAAUUGCUGCACAAGAAUUUGGAUUUCAGUUUUUUCAAAGAAGUCAGUCUGUUAUGUUUCUUAGGGAGUUUGAUCCUUCCACUGGAAAUAAGGUUGAGCGGAAGUACAAACUUUUGAACCUUUUAGAGUUCUGUAGCGCUCGGAAGAGGAUGUCUGUUAUAGUAAGCAACGAAGAGGGUCAAAUCUUUCUACUCUGCAAAGGUGCAGAUAACAUUAUCUUUGACAGGCUUGCAGAAAAUGGAAGGACAUACCAGCAGGCCACAACUCUACACCUUUCAAAUUAUGCAGAAGAUGGAUUCCGAACUCUGGCCUUUGCCUACCGGAAACUUGAGGUUACUGAGUAUGAACAAUGGAACUCAAUAUUUAAGGUGGCCAAGACCACAAUAGGUCCUGAAAGGGAAGAAAUACUAGAGAAAGCAUCUGAAAUGAUUGAAAAGGAUCUAAUUUUACUAGGGGUUGCUGCUGUUGAAGACAAGUUACAAAAAGGGGUUCCAGAAUGCAUAGAUAAACUUGCCCAAGCAGGGAUAAAAAUAUGGCUGCUCACUGGUGACAAGAAGGAAACUGCAAUAAAUAUUGGGUUUGCUUGCAGCUUACUUCGGCAGGAUAUGAAACAGUUUCAUCUAAGUUUGGGCAGAGAAACUGCAACUACUAACCAACUGAAGGCGAUGAAAGAAGAUAUUUUAAACCAACUUGAAAGUUUUCACAAAGUGAAGUCUGAAGAAGGUAAUAAAGAUGCACCCUUGGCUUUGGUAGUAGAUGGAAGAGCUCUUGAAAUUGCUCUGAGAAGUGAUGUGAAGGACCAGUUCUUACCGUUGGCUGUUAAUUGUGCUUCUGUUAUAUGCUGCCGGGUCUCUCCAAAACAGAAGGCUUUGAUUACACGAUUGGUAAAGGAACACACAGGCAGAACAACCUUGGCCAUUGGAGAUGGGGCAAAUGAUGCAGUGAUGGCCAGUGACAUCUCUUUGCCUCAAUUCCGGUUCUUGGGGAGAUUACUUAUAGUUCAUGGACACUGGUGUUACAAGAGGAUCUCAAAAAUGAUUCUGUACUUCGUGUACAAGAACAUCGCUUUCGGGCUCACGCUGUUCUACUACGAAUUAUACACAAGGUUUGCAGGGGAGGUCUUAUAUGAUGACUGGUAUAUGGCCCUAUUCAAUGUGAUUUUGACAUCUUUGCCUGUUAUAUCAUUGGGAGUGCUUGAGCAAGAUGUUUCAUCAGAAGUGUGCCUCCAGUUUCCAGCUCUUUAUCAACAAGGACAGAAGAACAUAUAUUUCACUUGGAAGCGCAUUCUUGGUUGGAUAUUAAAUGGCGUGGUUGCUUCUCUAGUCAUAUUCCUUGCAAACAUAUACACUCUCUCCCACAAAGCAUUUCAGAAGAAUGGUGCUGUUGCAGACAUCACACACCUUGGUGCCAUGACAUACACCUGCAUAAUCUGGACCGUCAAUUGCCAGAUUGCUCUCAUCAUCAACCACUUCACUUGGAUCCAACAUCUUUUCAUAUGGGGCAGCAUCUUGAUCUGGUAUGUGUUCUUGUUGAUAUAUGGUGCACUCCCUCCUGCCUACUCACAACGAGGAUUUCGGGUUCUAAUCGAAGCUCUUGGCCCUGCACCAUUGUACUGGACAGUCACAUUGUUUGUUGUAGUUGUUUCUCUUCUUCCCUACUUCAUCCACAUCAUCAUCCAACGGUCGUUCUAUCCACUUGAUGAUCAUGUGAUCCAAGAGAUGAAGUAUUUCAGGAAAGAUGUUGCAGACAAUCAAAUGUGGGAAAGGGAAAGAAGCAACUCCAUUAAGAUGACUCAGAUUGGAUUUUCUGCUAGGGUUGAUGCAAGAAUCCGUUUUCUAAAAGAACACUUGCACCAGAAGAAACAGUUGAUAUAUAGAUCAGUGACAAGCAGUCCAAUAUUUAAGUCACUGACAAGCAGCCCAGCCUAGU